This is a messenger RNA of Oncorhynchus masou masou (cherry salmon), 2451 nucleotides long. RefSeq names its product aristaless-related homeobox protein-like. Lineage: Eukaryota; Metazoa; Chordata; Actinopteri; Salmoniformes; Salmonidae. Gene Ontology annotation, molecular function: RNA polymerase II transcription regulatory region sequence-specific DNA binding; DNA-binding transcription factor activity, RNA polymerase II-specific. Bases 101 to 1387 code for a protein of 428 amino acids. The transcript has 5 exons. Gene Ontology annotation, biological process: regulation of transcription by RNA polymerase II. The record is from RefSeq and is a predicted model, not a curated record.
UAAACGGGGGAUGAGAGAGGGGAGGCAGCGUGGUUGACGAACAUACUUUUACGCAGUCAAGCUCAGUCCAGACAAGAGGCUCACCUGUGCGGCGAAAAAGAUGAGCCAUCCAAAUGAGAAAGAUGCCUCUGACACAACCGAGAGUAAACCUAAAUCCCCCAUGCUCUCGUACUGCAUCGAAAGCAUACUCGGCCGGAGAAGUCCGCUCAAAGUCAGACUCACAGGAAUGCAAAGUUUACCAAUGCUGAGAGUGGAGCAUAAUGCGUCUUUGGAAGCCUCUCAGAAAAAUGCCGACAUACACCUGCCCACCAAGUUGCGGCGUCUAUAUGGCCCAGCGGGGAAGUUCAUGGACUCCAGUCGCGGAGUUCGCGAUCAUGAGAAGCAAGAAGACAGGGAGCGUCCUCUAGACAAAGCCCAUGAAAUUCUGAAAAUCACUCAGGCGCCACAAGUUAACAUCAGCCGCAGUAAAUCAUACAGGAAGAACGCGUCCCACAGUCCGAGGGAGGAAGAACAGAACCUCGGGCGAGGGAAAGAGGGGCAGGGUGAACUUGACGCCCCAAAGUUCGAGGACACUUGCAAGGAGCGCAUCUGCGAAGACGUAGAAACGUCCCCAAAGAACCGAGAGAGUUUGCACAUCGAUGGAGAUGUAAAAGAUAGCGAGGACAACGUGUGCUUUUCAGCUGGCAGUGACUCAGAGGAGGGGAUGCUAAAGCGAAAACAGAGGAGAUACAGGACUACGUUUACAAGUUAUCAACUUGAGGAGCUGGAGAGAGCUUUCCAGAAGACGCACUACCCGGAUGUGUUCACACGGGAGGAGUUAGCGAUGCAGUUGAAUCUCACCGAGGCGCGUGUGCAAGUGUGGUUCCAGAACCGUAGAGCUAAGUGGCGGAAACGAGAGAAAUCUGGGGUUCAGACUCACCCCCAGGGCCACACCAUCUCUGGACCCCUGGGUGCAGCACACCACCUAAACCACUACCUGGAGGGAAGUCCCUUUUCGCCCCACUCUCACCCCUCCCUGGACUGCGCCUGGACAGCUGCUACCACCUCAUUCCAGGGUCUAACCCAUCCCCUCUCCUGCUCUUCCUCCCCCCUGGGAUUUGGCCCCUUCCUGGGAGCAGCCAUGUUUAGACACCCCACCUUUAUUAGCCCCUCCUUUGGAAGACUCUUCUCCAGCAUGGGUCCCCUGACACUCUUACGUCAGCCCAUACCUGCAGUAGAGGCCCCAGUCCAGCCCCCAACGGCCUUGUCAGAGGCCUCCCCCUCCUCGCCUGUAGACCGCCGGGCCUCCAGUAUCGCAGCACUGCGCCUCAAAGCCAAAGAGCACUCAGCUCAGCUGACACAACUCAACAUCCUACCUUCCAGCACCACUGGGAAGGAGGUGUGUUAGGAGACAUUAAACCCCCUCCAAUUCCUUCUACAUGGAGAAGGAGUCAUGACCAAAGGAAUAGCAGCUUUGAAGUGGUAGGCUAUAGCACAACAAGGCCUCAUCUUUCCCAGUUAGUUGUCCCAAUGUUCUGUUACUCCAGACUGUCCACAACAUGCUUUCCUCAUGAACUGAGGAAGAGAGAAGAAAUACAAAUAGUGAACUCCCUGCCCUUUGACCCUCAGGAAUGACCCAUUAGCAGCCUCGCACAGGGUACUACAGGCCACCAAAGGAACAGCUCUAGGCCCUGGAGAGGUUUAAAAGGAGAGCAAUGCUGUUGAUCAUAUAAGCCCAAUGUAUGUUUAGUGUAUUGAUGAUAUGGUGUUUGUUGAUAGAUAGAUUUUCGCAGUCUUAUUAAAUUACUUGGGUAUUCAAGUUAUUAUUUAUGAUCAAUCAUAUAUGAGCCAGAAGCAAGUUUUCAGGAGGAACAUUUUACAUAUAUAUAUAAAAUUAAGUUUUCUUUCCUGGUUUCAGAUGAAUCAGUUGACAAAAAACUGUCAAAUGCAAAACUUUGCACCUUUGCUUGCUUUUAACUGUGUUGCAAUGAAAUGAAAAAUGCUAAAUGAAAUCAUUCUGAGGACAGAAUUGAGAGGUGUAUUCAACAGCAUGAAACAGUAUUAACAAGCUUGCAAAAGAGAAACAGAUGUGUCUCCAAAAAUACUCUUGCCCAGUAUGGAUUGAUGGAGCCUAGUUCAUAGUCCCACUGAUGGAUCUCAAGAGCUGGAUUCAACUCUUAAACAGGGACAAAGGUGUGGAUUAAGGGAUUUAUAUGGUCAUAUUUAUUUUGCAACAAAUCGUAGACCGGCAUUAAAAGACAUAAAAAAAAUACUGCAUUUUUUUUCAUAUGUGGUGCGGUAGUCUAACAUCUCAUUAGAUGUUGUUUUUCCUCUUGAUCUCACGUCUUAAUUCGGGAGCCCUACCAUUGGCUAUUAACUUGAUAGCAGUUACCGCUCCUUUAAAAAACAAACAAACCUUUAUUUAACUCUUCUGCUCAAUUUGACCCCGUCCAUGCUGCUGAACCAAAUCGC